UUUGAAAUGAUGGUUAUAGGCUCAAGUCAUGCGAGCCAACAGACAAACCCGGAAGGCCACUGCUUCACCAAGGAAGACGAAGAUGCUCCGGCCGCCGUUUGCAAAGCGCUUUUCGAAUCUCACAUCUCUCAGUUUUCUGCUUCGUUUCAGUCAAUAUAGGGAAAUGCAUAGCAGAAAUCGGAAGGCCAUGGAGUUGAUUGCCAAAGGAUGGAGUGCUUUGAAGGAAGUCGAUAGAGUUAUUGAUUAUUGUGAGCUCAAUGAUCGCCGCCUCAUCCCCCUUCUUCGGACAGCGAAGGAAAAUUUUGAAUUGGCUCUUGAAGUUGAUAAUUCAAAUACCCAUGCUAGGUAUUGGUUGUCAAAAUUGCAUUUGAAGUACCAUGUCCCAGGGGGAUGUAAAGCUGUAGGAGCUGCAUUAUUGGUUGAAGCAGCAGAUAUGGGCGAUGCAGAUGCACAAUAUGAACUUGGUUGUCGUCUGAGAGUUGAGAACAAAUAUGUACAAUCAGACCAACAAGCUUUCUAUUAUCUGGAGAAAGCUGUUGACCAGCUACAUCCAGGUGCACUUUUUCUUUUAGGUGCAGUAUAUCUGACUGGAGACUGCGUGAAGCAAGAUAUUGCAUCAGCAUUAUGGUGUUUCCAUCGGGCUUCAGAGAAGGGUCAUGCCGGUGCAGCUAUAGCAUAUGGAUCUCUUCUUCUCAAAGGUGUUGAAGUACCCGAAUCUCUAACAAAAUUCAGCUUAAAGAACGGUUCAACCAGAAAGGCUAGAAAAAGCCCGGAUGGUCCAGUGAUGAAUUCAGUUGAGAUGGCUAGAGAACAGUUCAAUGCAGCAGCAGUCUCAGGGUGUGAUCUUGGGCUCAAAUGGUUAAACAGAAUCGAAGAGGAAGAAAAGAGUUUGUCAACUGAAUCUAGAUGAAGAUAUCGACAUUAUUUUCGUCACUGUAAGCAUGCUAGAACACAGAAUAUACACAUUUUAGGAUUGAAUCAACCCGAGCGAAUUAGACUCCUUAAUGACGAGUUUCCCUUGGUUUUAGUACAUUAAACUGGAUUAAGGAUUAUGUAUGUUACAUUAGUAGGUCAUUUAUGUUAAAAUCCUCUGUGUAUUUAUUACAAGUAGGCAAAUUAAUUCCUUGAUUUAGGUGCAUCAUGAUACAUAUAAUAAGGCAUUGGAUAGAUUCUGUUAAUAAGACUUUCUAAAUAAGGAUCCUAAUGAAGUUUUUAAACUUUCAGCUGCAUAGUA
Benincasa hispida (wax gourd) is the source of this 1234-nucleotide messenger RNA. RefSeq names its product binding protein. Gene Ontology annotation, molecular function: protein binding. NCBI's taxonomy places the organism in Eukaryota, Viridiplantae, Streptophyta, Magnoliopsida, Cucurbitales, Cucurbitaceae. The record is from RefSeq and is a predicted model, not a curated record.